AUGAGCUCCUCGACCUUCGGCGACCUACGCCUGCUGCCCGUGGACUACCACCGCCAAGUGGCCAGGGAAGUGGCUGCAUUCUUCCACUCCUUCUACCGCUUCGGCGCUGCCUCCAAUCGCUUCGAUCUGGGGGAUGCAGCUUACCUGGAUUUCCUACACAACGUUCUCUUUGGCUCCCUGUGCAUCGGGGCCGUCGUCUUCCUCGUGCUCUGCGUGGUCGUCGUGCGCCGCACCAUCCUGCACAUCCGCAGCGCUUUUGUUCGACGCACCUCGAUGGAUUCCACGUCCGUAGAGCUACUGGCUGUCGGACUGCUGACCUUCCUGGCGAUAAGUGCACUCGGGGGCCUGCUGGGAGAAGCUCAGGUGGACUACAGCGCCGGCGUCGUGCUGGACACCAUGACCAACACAAGUGAUCUGUUCCAGGACGCUCGAGAGCUCACGACUCAAAGUCUACAGACCAGCAACGCCUUGCGUCUUAAUGCUGAUAAUUUAAUCACGUCAUUCAACGACAGUGAACUGCCAGCUGAAGCUUUCAAGAUGUCGGUGGAGGCGCUGAGACUCGUGCACGCGUCCAAGGAACUAACGAACCUGACAGACGCGCUCCUGCCCAAGAACUACUCAGGCAUUGCCAAGGAGUGGGAGUUCAGCUACUUCGUACUCAAGUCGUCGACAAACGGUGCCAUUCUUGCAGUGGCGUUGGCAAGUUUCCUAUCGAUUGCGUCAGUAGGCUGGGCCAUGGUCUCACCACUGCGUGUCUCGAUUCUGGUGAUCUUGAGUGCUGUACCCAUUUCGCACACGCUGAUCGGCGCGUACCUGUCAUCCACGAUCAUGACGGCAGAUUUCUGUGCCGCUCCAAUGAACAACACGCUCCAACUGAUCGGCGCAACGCCCGUUGUCGCCUACUACGUCGAAUGUCCAGCCAACGCUUCGCUGCCUUUCACAGACGCUGUAGUCAGUCUGGAGCGCAAGGCUGCUCACCAGGGAGAAACUGGUCAGAGAAUGAAGAGGGAGUUCCUGGAUCCCAUUGGCACGCAGCUGAGCGACGUGAACAAGAUGAUGACGGAGUUUGUAGCCUCACAGACGUGCAAGAACGUGUCGAGAGCGUUUGAAUAUGCUGCUACCACGUACUGCGAGUUUGGAAUGCUCGGCUUCUUCUCCAUGUGGGUCCACCAGAUCUUGCUGUGCCUCCUCCUGUUCGUGUCCGUCGUGGUCUCUGUGCUGGUCUACGAGCGCGUGCAUAUCCGCGAGAUCCGUCAAGACGUACGCUACCAGCUCUUGUCCAGCUACGAAGAGGACGAUGUGGAGCACGUGUAUCUGUCGUCGGACUAG
Phytophthora infestans T30-4 is the source of this 1329-nucleotide messenger RNA. RefSeq lists its product as uncharacterized. The record is from RefSeq and is a predicted model, not a curated record. The transcript has 3 exons. Gene Ontology annotation, cellular component: plasma membrane. Bases 1 to 1329 code for a protein of 442 amino acids. NCBI's taxonomy places the organism in Eukaryota, Oomycota, Peronosporomycetes, Peronosporales, Peronosporaceae. Gene Ontology annotation, molecular function: intracellularly calcium-gated chloride channel activity; volume-sensitive chloride channel activity.